Messenger RNA from Xyrichtys novacula (pearly razorfish), 4657 nucleotides. The record is from the annotation of a GenBank genome assembly. NCBI's taxonomy places the organism in Eukaryota, Metazoa, Chordata, Actinopteri, Labriformes, Labridae.
AUGUAUGGAAAGGAGGUGGCAUACAUGCGUACAUUAUUGUAAUCAUAAUAAUGAGACAGAGUCAAAUAUCUCGGCAAUUCGGAAUGAUAAAGCAGGCUUCAGUUUCUUUCUUUCUUUCUUUUUUUGCGUUGUUAACUUCCGUUGUGACUCCCUUUUUUUGAUUUUGUUUGUUUGUUUUUUGAUUUGCAGCAGUGGCGGUUCUCGGCCACCGUAACUCUGCUAGGAUAGACGAAAGAGUGGGCUGGUGUUGUACCUCUGUGUAUCCGCCCCCGUAUCUCUGUAAUCUCCGCGCAGACCCUGAACGCACCUCAAAGACGGAGCGGACGACGGAGCAGGAAGCAGACAGACGACAGUUGGUGUUGGUGCGGAGAGUUAGAGCGGCCAUCAGGCUGGUGAAGAAAACGAGUUUUAGAGACGAGGAGGAAGGCUGGUCGGCAGCGAAGAUGUUUUCAACCGCACUGUUGGUCCUUUUGUGGACCGGACUGACAGUAAACGGCGGUAAGUUCGGAUUUUCUGACUCGUUUUUCGGAGUUUGUCAAAAACGAAAGUAAAACGGAGCAGCUGUGACGUCUUUUGUUUUCGGGGUUUUAAGAACAGAUUAAGAAGUUUUUUAGGACUUAAAGUACUUUUAUAAUUUGAAAUACGGAUCCAUUUUAAAUAGAUAAUUUAUAUCAAACAAAGAAUUGGACGAACUUUGAGCUGAAAAUGGAGAGUUGUUAAAGUUUCGGCCCGUUUAUGAUACAAGAUGGCGUCACACGAGGAAGCUGCUUCACCCUCUAAAAACAUAAUCCCUCUUUUAAAAGUUAAACUUAAAUGUCAAAGCUAUAAAAAUAUUACUAUUGUUGAAGUAUUUUACUUCAGAUUUACCGUUUGAAAAUCAUACACAGUUUCAACUUAACUAAAGUAGUUUACAUAAACUUAUUAAAUUUACCUUUAUUUUUGUGUUUUAACUAUUAUACCAAGAAUUUAUAUUAUUUUUGUACUUGUUGACUUUGGUCUAGAUCUGCUCUUUUAGAAAGCUUCUUGGGAUAACAACUGUUGUGAUUUGUCUCUAAGUAAAUAAGAAAUAAUUGAUUAAUUUAUGAUUAACUGAUUUUUGGUCAACCCUCCUCCUGUGUGAGGGUCUGCACCGACCAGUUUUUGUCUAUUAAAGCGAAACAGAAUCACUUAAAUUAGCUUUUUUUCAUCAAGACUUUUUGUCUUUGUCAGGAACCUCGAUUUCAACAAAUUAAAAAUUACAUUUACUCAGUUAUAAAAUACUCUUGUGAGGGGUAUACUGACAAAGAAAGGCCCAGAGGACCACAACAAAAACUAUUAUAAUCAAUAUUUUCAUGGAUAAUGACGCCGAACAAGGUAACCUGGAGAUAAGAACCAAACUGGAUGAUAGGAUUUAAGACACGGAUCAAAACCGACCCUGGACAUGGUGGGUGCGUAGUGAAAGCGAACACAAGAGGAAGGUUAAAUCCAUGAUAGAGAGACAUCACCGUUUAUUUCAGCCUGCCUCACAUCUGUAGACGUAGAUAUCUUAGAUAACAGUUUGACAGUAAAUGGGAGUGUUUAUCACUCACUGAACCUUGGAUCCAGCCUGAGCGUUUCCUCUGAGUGGCAAAUCUAGACGGACAACUUUGUAAAGACAUUUUUGACGUCGUGAGGUCAGCCAGAGGUAGCCUGUAAACAAAGCUGUGAAGAAAUUCAAACUGAUUUCCUUCAUCGACUCACAGUUGAGACGGCAAAUGUUUGAGUUUCUUUCUUUCUUUGACCAAAUGGUGAAUUUUGUCAGGGUAAAACCUUUUGAAGAAAUAAGAUAUUUAAGAGUUUAAAUGAUCUGACAUAACUCUGGAGUAUCUCUGCCGUGUUGUGGAAUAAAAAAACGUCUCUUCUUGUGUAUCUCAGAGUUUUAUCCACAGAAACACUCCCUCAGAUACAUCUACACAGCCUUCUCCAAACCUAUCGAGCUCCCUGGCAUCCAUGACUUCACUGCCAUGGGUCUGCUGGAUAACAGGAUGAUCGACUACUACGACAGCGAUCACCCAAAGAAAAUUCCCAAACAGGACUGGAUGGCUGAAAAACUGGGAGCGGAUUACUGGGACAAAGGCACACAGUCCCGCCAUAGCAAACGGCAGUGGUUCAAGGUCAACAUUGAGAUCCUGAUGGACCGAAUGAGGCAGAACAACACGGGUAAGAAACAGAGAAAACUGUAAAACAAAGUCACCUGUCCUCCAACCAGAUCUUCUACUGGAACAAACCUGAUCUCCAGAGUUUGAUUGAUAAAACAGUCUGUUAUUCUCUGUCAGUUUUUCCCUUUCUGUGGACCUGGUUGGUUGUUUCAUGGUCUCUCACCUUGGUUUUCAGAUCUUCAUACCCUUCAGUGGAUGCACGGCUGUGAGGGUGAAACGCAGCCUGAUGGCAGCCUGAAGUUCCUAAAGGGUGUGGACAUGUACAGCUAUGAUGGAAGAGACUUCCUGUCCUUCGAUGACGCUCAUGAAGUCUGGGUCGCACCGAUUGCAGCGGCAGAACCCACCAAGAGGAAGUGGGACCAAGUGCAGGUGCUGAAAGAAUACACCAGAGGCUACCUGGAGAAGGAGUGCAUGGACUGGCUGAGCAAGUUCAUGGGCUAUGGACAACAGCAGCUUGAAAGAUCCAGUACGUUUAAUAAAGACACUUUUCUGUAUUUAACUCAGAAACUACCGUGAGGUCACGCUAACAGUCGGAGAAAACGUUUUUUCACAUUUUUAACCUUUACAAACAGAACCACAUGUUGUUUAAUCAGGUCAGUAUAAUCUCACUUUUCUCUUUGCAGUACCCCCUACUGUUCACGUGUUCGCAAAGAACGCCAAAGUGAAGACAAACGUCGUUCUGACCUGCUUCGCCACGGGAUUCCUACCAAAGGACAUUGAGAUGCGGAUCAAAAUGGACGGUCUACCACUGACAAAAAAGGACGGAAUAACAUCGUCAGGCUCUCUUCCAAACCACGACGACACCUUUCAGAGGAGAGACAGCAUUGAGAUUAAGAGGGAAGAGCUGGCAGAUUACACCUGCGAGGUGUGGCACAGAGCCUCUGGAUACAUGGUUACUAGAACAUGGGGUAAGAAACUUGUUCAAGAGCAUCAAAAAACUGAGAUGAGCUCACUUCUGAAGAAUUGUCCAGAUUGAUUUCAUCUUCACUAAUCUAAUUGUUUUUGUUUUUUAGAUAAGCUUCUUCCUCCUGAUGAAGACUCUGGAUCAGUUAUAAUCAUUGCUGUGGUAUUAGGGGGUCUGUUCUUGGUGAUAGGCAUCAUUACGGCACUGGUCGUGCUGUGGAAAAAAGGUGUUAUUGGUAGGUGACGUUUUCCUAGAACAUCAUCUUCAGAAACAAGAUACCAGUGAAGAGGACUUUCUGUGUUUCACAUUUAGUUACAUGUUUUUUCAAAGAAAAUACUCCGAACAUUAAAUUACAAAAACAUCCUCUGUCCUCCAUUUAAAGAAAAUUAGAGAAAUUUUACCAACAUGGACGAGUCAACAUGAACAUGAUAGAAGUCAGUGUGUUUUAUUCAGGGUCAUAAAUGACUCUACGUCCCUGAGUAAACCAGAAGGAUCAGACAUGACUGUAUGAAAUGAUUGUUGGCUGUAUGGGGUUCAAAGGUCUGUAAUUAUUCUUUUAAGAUGGGCUCUAUGAGCCGUUAAAGGUUCAGGUCCUGUAAGUUAUUACUUAGAUCUUAAAGUGAACUGAAAGUGUCCCACACUGUUCUGGAGUCAGUUUGAUAGCUGUAUAAAAACAUCUUUUUUUUGUCUGUGAUCAGUAACCGUCUGUUCUUUUCUCUUUAUCAACAGGAGGUAAAGGUAACUCAGAAGGUGAGCACUCUGUUUCUGUUCAAUUAUGUCGUCACACUUCAGACUUGAUUGAAACUGUAGGUGUGUCUAAGUGCAGAUAAUGUAACAUGAUGUUUACUCCCUUCUACAACACAGUAGAGGAAUGAUCAGUAACAUUUAGGCUGACAAAUACAAUAAAGAAAACAUAUUCAACAUGCUGCUGAAUAUGUUCAUGGUUCAAGUUUAACUCUGGUGUGGUAUGUGGGAUUCACAGAGGCGUCCACUGCCGUAAACACUUCUGACCUUCAAUCACAAAACCAUGAAAACAAAAACACAAAAGUGUUCUUCCUUCUGAGUAGAUCGUAGUCGUGGGUCUUCAUGUUUGUGUGUUUUGUUUUUGUAGAUGAUCGAAGCAGCAACUCAAGCAACACAGGCAGCAACACAAGCAGCAAAACAGGCAGUGGGGACGUUCUCUUACCAGGUGAGUUUAGAACAAACAGUAAUGAGAGGUAUAAAUUCAUACAUGUAUACAUAUAUGGCUCAAAGGUACUCUGUGAAGGUGAUCACAACCAUACAAAUACUGUGUAUUAUAAUUUCAAUAAGCAAACGAGACCAACUGCAUGUCUAUUGUGACAAGUUUAAAUAUGGAGUCUCAUCUGCAUAGAAAUGAACCUGUUUGUCUCUUAAUUCAUGCAAUCCUUAGAAUGUAAUUAAAUACCUUUUACUGAACAGGUUUGGGCACAAAGUCUGGAUUAAAUACCUUGUGGUAGAAAAUUCAUGUCUGAUUUCUUUGUUCUUCCCUACAGUUGAAAAGAACGAUGUGAAGUUCUCUCCUGAGUCCGAGAGUCUGACGGGGAACCAGGCGUGA